AUGCUUCGUUUCUGUGUGAACACCUGGUGUGCAACCAGUCGCGUCCACCUCCUUUACGUUUCUCCCCCGCCCUCUGAGAUCCCAUCGGGCCUCUCUUUCUUUGAUGCAUCUGUGCUCACGACCGGCACCCAAUUGGAAUACGACCAGUCCGACGACCCUGCGAACCCAGGCUGCAGCGUUCCUUCUCCUUGGGUGUUCAUUGACCCAUUCUGUUUGCUGCCGUUUCACGGCGCGUUCCAUGGGGCGCGUUCCGACCUGACGUACAGACCGUACCUAAGCCCGAAAUCCACAGUGACCACUCUUCGACUCACACAGACCCUCCGCAAUUGCAGUCGCUACAAGUCCAAUCACGCGUUCCAUCCCAACAUGGAGGUGGACAACCCCAGCAGCCCGUCAUCGACCCCCGCGGAGGAUAGACGCAAAUCCGGUCGCCAGACACGGCGACCCGAGGUUUUCUCCCAGAGUAACCACUCCGCCGAGGUAAAUGCUCGGGGAAAGCGCAAGCGUGGCGACCUGCACGAUAAUCAAGUUGACGAUGAGGACGAGUCCGAGUCCGACAGCGACGACGUGGAGGACUCGGAGGCCGACGAGGAGGAGCUGCGAGGAAAACGUCGCGCGGCUCGCAAGACCGGUACGAAAUCAAAGAAUUCUGCGGCUAAGAAGGGCUCGCGUUCCGCGAAGAAGCCAAAGGUCACAGGCAAUGGAGUGGGUAGACAGUUGGCCUUCCGCCCUGCCGCGCUGAAUGGUCGGUUUCCAGCCUCGCGUCCUCGUAAGCCUAGGGUUCGACCCAGCUUAGCUGCGGGCGAACAUGGCUUGUUUGCGGAGGUAUUCGGAAAGAGCAACAAUGCCGACACGGCCGCUGCACAAUGGCUUAACCAAUACCAACGCAACAGCGGACAGGCUAUGCAAGAUUUGAUCAACUUCAUUAUCCGAUGUACCGGCGCCGAACUCGAAAUCAGCAGAGAGGAAACGGCAGACGUCGACAAUGCACCGGACCGAAUCAAAGAUCUACAAGGCCUCUAUCAGGCACAAGGAAUUACUGAAUAUCCUCUCAUCUCCCAGGAAUUCGUGACCGCACUCAUUCAGACCUUCCACCACUCGUCGGUCCUCUACACCGAUGAAGCCCUGCUGGAGAAUAUCCAAAUUUGGGUGUGCUCCAUGUCGACAGUGCAUAGCCGCCCGUUCCGCCACACCUCGACAAUUAUUUCGCUAGCAAUUAUGAGCGCUCUUUGCGAUAUCGCGCGAGAAGUGACGACCACAGUGACCACCUCUCGCAAGCUGCUGGAAAGCGAAAAGAAAAAGAAGUCUGUCAACAAAGGACGCGUGGAAGCAAUUCAGACCGCUAUCUCCGAGGGUGAAGAGAAGGUCGAGCGUCUGGACGAGUUUUUGCAAGACGGAUUCGACACUGUCUUUGUUCACCGUUAUCGAGAUGUUGAUGGGGGAAUCCGUGCUGAGUGUAUGGAGGCCCUAGGUAGAUGGAUUCGCACGUAUAGAGAAGUCUUCCUCGAGGGACAAUAUCUGCGGUAUAUCGGCUGGACUCUCGCCGACGUCGUGCCCCAGACCAGACUGGUUGCUUUGACCCAAUUACUACCUCUCUAUGAGAAUAAAGAUAAUAUCGGCGUUCUUCACUCUUUCACCGAGCGUUUCCGCCAGCGGAUUGUUGAAAUAGCAGUUCAAGAUGCGGAUGUCAACGUGCGCAUCGUGGCUAUCGAGCUACUUAACCACCUCAGGGAAGGCGGUUUGCUCAAGGCCGCUGAUAUUGAUAUGGUUGGUCGCCUUAUCUUUGACACUGACCCUCGCGUUCGCAAAGUCGCAGGCCAAUUCUUCGCCGCCAACGUGCAGGAUGCCUUCGCCUUGGCGACCGAGGAAGUCGAGGAUGAGCUGAACGAGACCCUUGCUGAUGAUGAUGACGAUGAUUAUGAGCUACCCAAGCAAUCAUGGAUCAAAUUCAAGUGUCUUGUUGAUAUUUUCUACAGCUAUGAUUCUCAAGAGUCCGAAGAAACAGAAAAGGCGCCCACCACCCGAGGCGUGCUUUUGGGGGUGCCGACCGAUUCCCGAUUCGUUUUGGCAACCGAAGCCAUCUACCCUCAUAUGCCAGAGCUUUCGCAAUGGCAGUCACUAGCGGGCUAUUUGCUCUACGAUCACUCGCAAAUCGCGGACCAAGCGUCUAACGAUGACGCCCAGGGAACUGUCCGGUCUCUGUAUAAGCUUGGGGAGGGACAAGAAUCCAUUCUAUUGGACGUUCUUGGUGCUGUCGUCAAACUCCGAGUGCUUGAAAUCGCUAAGUCUGAUAUUGAUAAGCGAGGGCGCAAGGUCAAAGCACUUAGCUCUAAAAUUCCGGAGCUACAGGAGGAGAUCUCACACAGCCUUGCGCAGAUUAUCCCGCAACUUUUACGGAAGUUUGGGUCUUCACCAGAAGCAGCGUCUGCCGUUCUGCGGCUGGAGCACUUUGUGGACCUCGAUACUAUCCAAGAUCUUCAAAAGGAUGCUACAGCCUACACCUCUCUCUUAAACGAUAUCAACAAGCAAUUUUUGACGCACUCAGAUCACGAUGUCUUGGCUGAAGCUAGCGCGGCUUUCUUGCAUGCGAAGAGCUCCGAUGAGAUGCGAGAGGCACUUGAAGGUAAAAUUCAGGAACUUUGGGAGGAAGUGGUGGAAUCACUCGGCACGUUGUCUCGAAAGAAAGAGGUCCAGGUCGGCGGCUAUAUUUCUGACUCAAGCCUUACCGAUCUCUCCAACACCGUGAUGCGUAUCUCCAACCUUGCCGGUAUCACGGACUGCACAGCGAUCCUGGAAGCUGUGCCCACUUCGCGCUCGAAAUCCAAGAAGGACCACACGGAAGCUCCUUUCAAUAUUCUAAUUCACCUGGCUAAGCGCGGUGUGCGGGAAAUGGACGAUGAGGAAGAUACCGCCACAGAGUCCGAGCUGGUCACAAAUAGCAUCCGCGCCUUGCUUUUCUACUUCAUGUGGAAGGUCCAAGUUUUGACUGCUGGUCUCACCGAUGGAAAAGCUGCUUUUAACACAUCGUACUUUGAAACUCUCACAAAAAGUCGUGACACAUUCAUGUCGACUCUUCUCUCCAUCAUGGAGAAACGCCCCGGCCUCGAUGACCUACGGUUUAUUGCCACCACAACCUUCCUCGACUUACAAACUCUGUUCGGCACACUCCGGAACAUUGGCCAUGGUCUUGGCAAUGAUGAGGAUGUCGUCUUCCAGACACAAAGCCUCGUGCACGAAGCAUCUGCGAAAGCCCAGGCUCUGGUCACCAAGAUCCACGGCAUCGCCGAGCGCAACUUCGCCAAGAAGUCCCAUCGGGACCUCGAGCCUGCCGAUGAUGAUGCGCCGGCAUCCGAGGAUGAACCCGAGGAUGAGGCUGAAGCUAGUGACUCCGAAGACGAGGCAGUUAUCAACGAGCGCCUCCGCAGCAGUAUUAUGGCAGAGCAACGCCUCUGCGAGCUGACCGGCAAAAUUGUGCUUGCCAUUAUCGGCCGCGUCGUCGAUGCAUCUGGCCCCAAGCGCGGCUCGCUCAAGAAGCGCCUUCUCCGCAACAAGAGCUCUCUCGGCCAGAACUACCGUGAAGUCCUCUCAUACCUCGAGGAGCGCAAGCCUCGCAGCGUACCCCGCAGCAAGGGCAAACAGCCCGCUAAGAACGCAGCUGCUGACGAACAAGCUCCGGCGGCUUCGGGGAAAGACUAUAAGUCGGCUGAGCGUAUCGACGAUGAUGAUAACGAGGACAAGGACGGGGACGGUGACCUUCCUGACGAUCCCAUUGAAGAGGACGAUGAAGAUGAUCUCCGAGCUCGCGAACUUGUCGAGGAAGACAUCGAUCAAGAUAUUGACGAUGAGGACAAUGACCGAGCCCCUGAAUCGGACGAGGACGAAGUGAUGGGUGAUUAG
Messenger RNA from Penicillium maclennaniae, 3897 nucleotides. RefSeq names its product cohesin subunit IRR1. NCBI's taxonomy places the organism in Eukaryota, Fungi, Ascomycota, Eurotiomycetes, Eurotiales, Aspergillaceae. The record is from RefSeq and is a predicted model, not a curated record. Gene Ontology annotation, biological process: sister chromatid cohesion. Gene Ontology annotation, molecular function: chromatin binding. Gene Ontology annotation, cellular component: nucleus; cohesin complex; chromatin. The transcript is spliced from 4 exons. The coding region runs from base 1 to 3897 and encodes 1298 amino acids.